Messenger RNA from Lutra lutra (Eurasian river otter), 1584 nucleotides. RefSeq names its product T-box transcription factor 10 (gene TBX10). Gene Ontology annotation, cellular component: nucleus. The transcript has 8 exons. Gene Ontology annotation, molecular function: RNA polymerase II cis-regulatory region sequence-specific DNA binding; DNA-binding transcription factor activity, RNA polymerase II-specific. Bases 161 to 1318 code for a protein of 385 amino acids. Lineage: Eukaryota; Metazoa; Chordata; Mammalia; Carnivora; Mustelidae. Gene Ontology annotation, biological process: regulation of transcription by RNA polymerase II; cell fate specification; positive regulation of DNA-templated transcription. The record is from RefSeq and is a predicted model, not a curated record.
GCGGUCCUGCAGAACGGAGCCGGAGCCGUGCCGCUGAGUGGGCCAGGAGAUCCUGAGAGGCUGACCACCCUCCCAGCAGGCAGGGGGCCCCCAGGUGGCAGCUGCAGCCGGCCCCCCACUGAACAGGGCUCCUCCAGGAGCCAACGUCCAGGCCGUCCCCAUGGCAGCUUUCCUUUCUGCUGGCCUCGGGGUACUUGCGUCCUCAGAGCCCUACACCCUGCCCAUGACCAGCUCCAGCUGGGAGCCCCGGCUGGACUCCCCAUUCCCGUUGGGCCCUUCGACCGGCUCUGCAGGGACCCAAGUCGUGGCCGAGCCCAGCAAGCAGGGACCCAAGAACCCACGUGUGUCCAGCGUGACAGUUCAGCUGGAGAUGAAGGCUCUGUGGGAGGAAUUCAACCAGCUGGGCACAGAGAUGAUUGUCACCAAGGCAGGCAGGCGGAUGUUUCCCACCUUCCAGGUGAAGAUCCUGGGCAUGGACACGUUGGCUGACUAUGCCUUGCUCAUGGACUUCGUGCCUCUGGAUGACAAAAGAUACAGGUACGCCUUUCACAGCUCAGCCUGGCUGGUGGCAGGCAAAGCAGACCCGGUCACACCCGGUCGUGUGCACUUCCACCCGGACUCGCCGGCCAAGGGCGCGCAGUGGAUGCGCCAGAUUGUGUCCUUCGACAAGCUCAAGCUGACCAACAACCUGCUGGAUGACAACGGCCACAUCAUUCUCAACUCCAUGCACCGCUACCAGCCCCGAUUCCACGUGGUCUUUGUGGACCCGCGCAAGGACAGUGAGCGCUACGCCCAGGAGAACUUCAAGUCCUUCAUCUUCACGGAGACCCAGUUCACGGCCGUGACAGCCUAUCAGAACCACCGGAUCACCCAGCUGAAAAUUGCCAGCAACCCUUUUGCCAAGGGCUUUAGGGAGACUGACUCGGACUCCUGGACUGUAUCUCCACGAGCCCUGCUCAGCAUCGCCGCCCGGAGUCACAGCAGCCUCCGCCCCUGCCUGCUGAAGGGCCCUGCAGAGCAGGAAAAAGACCCCAACAAAGCUCCAGCCUCCAACUCCAGGACAUCUGCCCAGGUGCACCAUCAGCUGCUGUCCCCCACUGAUACUCUGCUGGCCCCAGCCACCUACCAGCCCCUCAACUACCAGGGCCUGUACCCUGGAGCCUCAAGUCCCCUCAGAAUCCCAAGGGCCCGACCCACACCGUAUCCCCUCCCGAAUAUUCAGGCCGGCAGAGAUCAGGAAGGCCUGCCCCUCCCAGCUAGGCUGGGGCUCCUGUCCCCCACCGCCGUGUGCUUGGGGCCUGUCCAGGACCCUCAGUGAUGAUGAGGGCCCUGUGGACGGACUCGUCUUGCCCCGAAUGUUACCCCCUCCAGCCUUGCCUCUACAGAGGCCCUGUCCCCUUCCAAGGAGAGCAGGGCAGGUGGAAGCCCAGAGAGGAAGGCUACCUGCCCAGAAUCGCAGCAAGGCUGAGAAGGUGCCAGGCUUGGAACCAGCCGCCUCCUCCCCUCAACCUGUCCCCUUCUGCCUUGAGGGGUGACUCGGCCAAGCCCUGCUUCACCUCUCCCUUUCCCCCAACAUUAAACUAU